Molecule: messenger RNA, 1269 nt
Organism: Peronospora matthiolae
Lineage: Eukaryota; Oomycota; Peronosporomycetes; Peronosporales; Peronosporaceae
Source: the annotation of a GenBank genome assembly
AUGCGUGUUCACUCUGUUCUUCUGCUUCUUGCUGCGACUCCGUUGUCAAUAAUAGAUGCGGCUCAGCAAAGUAACCAAUUUGACUCGCUUGGCGUGGACGAUGUCGAGGGUUCUGUCCAUCCGGCGCAGCCGCAAAGCCACCUUGGUAAUGAAGAGAGAUUCGUCGCCAUCCCCGAAUCAAUUAAAACAUUGCUCGCUGCGACGAAGAGUAAGCUUCAGAACUUGGCGGACGAGAAAGAAGGGUCGAAGGUCCUUGUUUCGCUUGGUCUCAACAACCGCGUGGACAAUCUUUUUGACAACCCUGCAUGGGUCACCUACAUGAAGCACAAUGGUGUGAAAAAUAAGGAAAAUGACAUGCUGUUGGCAUUGAAGAAACACUACACUGACGAAGAGCUGUCGUCCAUAUUCAUCGCGGCAAGACGUUUUGGGGACGAGGAUGUCAAGAAAAUUGCUCUCGAGCUGCAAGUACAGCAGCUGUUCAUGCGGUCGUCGCAUCGCAAAUCACCUGCAGCCAUGUUUGAGCAUCUUGGACUCAAUACAGUGUCUCAGCUGGAGAAUCGAAAGUUGACUGGAAAGGAGGAGGCUGUCCGCCUUUUCGAUAGCCAAGAAUUUUUCCUUUGGCAAGCUUAUGUGCUCCGUAUCCACAAUGGGAACUCGAAGAAAGCUACCGGAGCGAUGGCUGAAGUGCUGACUACUUUCUACGGCGAGGAGCGUCUCGUCAAGAUGCUCCUUGCUGCAAAGGGUGCUGAGGAGAAGGCUGUGCGGAAUGUUGCGGCUGGGCUGCAGUCAGAGCAGCUGCAGCUGUGGGCGAAAGACCUCAAAUUACCGCAAGAUGUGUUCAAGCUCUAUGAACUCGACAAUGUGCCUCGAUGGAAGAUGGGGAAACUCGUGAGGAAUGAGGCUAAUCGUCUUUUCGAUAACAUUGAGUACCGCCUUUGGGAAGCUUACGUGCACAAUAUGCACUCAAAAACAGAAAAGGCGGAUGAAGCGAUGGUUGAUGUGCUGACUUUUUUCUUUGGAGAGCAAAAACUAUCAAGCAUACUCACUGCUGCAAGGAUGGAGAAGGGGAAGAUGCCAUUGGUCUUGAGACUUCGAACAGCUCAGCUAACGCGGUGGAAGGCCGGUGACAAAAUUCCGAAAGAAGUUGCUUCUCUGAUGGGCUUCAAGGGGUCAGCGAUCGACGAUCCCGAAAGAGAGCUUUGGAGAGCAUACCUUCAAGACUACAACGUAAGGCAUAAGCUUAGUCCGGCACCGAAGACGGAACCAUGA